Diachasmimorpha longicaudata is the source of this 2395-nucleotide messenger RNA. RefSeq names its product lysosomal Pro-X carboxypeptidase-like. Gene Ontology annotation, biological process: proteolysis. The record is from RefSeq and is a predicted model, not a curated record. The transcript has 6 exons. Bases 113 to 1585 code for a protein of 490 amino acids. Lineage: Eukaryota; Metazoa; Arthropoda; Insecta; Hymenoptera; Braconidae. Gene Ontology annotation, molecular function: serine-type exopeptidase activity; dipeptidyl-peptidase activity.
UGACACGCGCGAUAAUUCAAUCUGAUAAACAGAGUAUCAAUACGUCGACGUAUUCUGGCCGCUGUAGUAACUCAUCAGUUGCCCUCAGGAUCCCACGAGGAAUGCAUGAAAGAUGGGUUCCGAAUCUGUGAAGACUUUGAUUUAUCUGUUUAUAGUGAUUCAUGCUAAAUUUAUUUGUCACUGCGAAUCACAGAAACCUGGUAACGUAUCGAAUUCUAUUGAACAAAGUGGCAUAGCUAGUGAUGAGGAGCGGUUUAUCGUCAAGAAAUUUACUGUUCCGGUCGAUCAUUUUAAUUUCCGUUUGAACAAAACAUUUGAGAUUAGAUAUCUCGUCAAUGACACGUGGCAACAUGGGAAAAAUUCGCCAAUAUUUUUAUACACUGGAAAUGAACUCUACAUUGAGGACGCCGUUGGAUCUGCGGCCUUCAUUUACGACAUUGCGCCGACAUUCGGCGCCCUGAUUGUCUUCGCAGAACACCGUUAUUACGGUGAGUCACUUCCAUUCGGAAACGAAUCAUUUUCGAAUCCGGAAAACUGGGGCUACUUGACCUCCCAACAAGCUCUCGCCGAUUAUGUCGAUUUGAUUGAGUUCCUUCGAUCGAAUUCCUCAAUGAAACACAGCCCGGUGAUAACUUUUGGGGGUUCAUAUGGAGGAAUGCUGAGUGCAUGGAUCCGCAUGAAAUAUCCUCACGUUAUUCAAGGUGCGAUAUCAUCAUCAGCCCCAGUGUUCCAGUUUCAUGGAAUACGUGACUGUGAGCCGUAUUUUCAAGUUGUAACGUCAACAUUCGAAGCCAUUGACUCUGAAUGUCCUAAACUGAUCCGUGAAACGUGGGGAGCGAUCGACAAUAUAACAUCGACAGAUGAAGGCCGAAAAUGGUUGUCAGCACAAUGGAAGCUGUGCACUCCUAUAACAAAUAAAAUCCAUAUUGCCCAAUUGAAGAGAUGGUUACAGCGUCGUUACACAUCUCUCGCAAUCACGAACGAUCGGCAGUCCACGCCAUCAUAUUCAGAGAAGCAAAUCAAUGAAAUCUGCACACAUCUAAAGAACGCGACCGAAGAUUCCGACAUUGGAAUUUUAUCGGCAUUAGGAUUAGCGGUAAAAACCUUCAAGUAUUUCAACGAUGAAUGCAUCAAUACAGCCGAUGAACCAAUCGUGGACCAGCAGUGGACGUACCAGGUGUGCACAGAGUUGGUGAUCAACCUUUGUACAGACGGUGUGCGGGAUAUGUUCAACCCUGAGCCAUUUAAUUUUGAAGAAUUCUCCGAGGAUUGCCAGAAAAAGUUUGGUGUCACCCCUCAGCCAGGACUGGCCUGCAAGAUCUACGGAUGCUCCGACUUCAAUGCAGCAAGUAAUAUUGUGUUCAGUAAUGGGUUGUUGGACCCGUGGCAUGUGGGAGGUGUUCUGAGGAAUGUUUCUGAUUCGGUGAUUGCUGUGAUCAUCCCUGAAGCAGCGCAUCAGUUCGACUUGGCAGGAAGUCAUCCGCAGGACCCAAAAUCUGUCAUUGAAGCCCGCAACAUUCACAAAACUUUCAUCUCGAAGUGGAUUGAAGAAUAUCGUGAAAUGUCCAAGAGCAUUUCAUUAUAGAGUGAUUGUUUAAGCGAGAAAAUAAAGAAAGAAUGACUGAGAAGUAUCGAGAUGCAAUAUCUUGUUAAUGAUGUGUGAUAACGUGGAGAGAAUCUUUAUAUAUUUCCACAUUUACCGUGUCUUUUAAUUUUCAUCCUCUGCAAAUGUAACUAUGUAGCUGUGGACUUUCGCAUACAUCGAUUAAUCCCCACGUCAUGAGCGUGAUAAAUGUAAUUGAUUGGCUAUUCAUCUUCCAGGAUUUUAUGUAUGAGACAUUGCCGCGACCUUCGGAGUUCUGAUUGUCUUCGCAGAACAUUAAUACUAUGGUGAGUUGCUUCCAGUGGGGAACAGACGGCUUUGAUAGCGUAAAACGUGGGGUUCUUGACUUCUCAUCGGUUGCCCGAUACGAUUACGUUGAUUUAAUAGAAUUUCUUAGGUCAACUUCUUUGUUCUACUGAGUUAUAAAUUAGAACAAUUUACUGUAUCCUAAUCUGUAGUAUCCACAUGACACUUACGUGGUGUGACAUCGACAAUUUUUAAUAUUACAUCCGUGAUUAUCAGAGUCCUCGAAAAGGCUUCGGGAUAAUUUUGCGAAAAUGUCAGGACUUCCUUUUUACUUCAGUUAAAGGAAGAGAAUUGUUAUCAGCUGAAUAGAAACUAUGUAAGCCGAUUAAGAAUAUGGGUGAUGUAGAACAAUUGAAAAAUUGGCUGAGCUCCAGCUGUACGACGUUAGCAAUUAAGAAUGAUCCGUAUCCUUCAGGAAAAUUACCAGCUUAUCCAAUUAUUGUAAACGAUAAAGUUCAGCGGAUUAAUAAAUUGAGUCUUGAAUAA